Messenger RNA from Ipomoea nil (Japanese morning glory), 1643 nucleotides. RefSeq lists its product as uncharacterized. The coding region runs from base 71 to 1051 and encodes 326 amino acids. The record is from RefSeq and is a predicted model, not a curated record. The transcript has 2 exons. Lineage: Eukaryota; Viridiplantae; Streptophyta; Magnoliopsida; Solanales; Convolvulaceae.
CUCUCUACAAAAUCAUGUGGUGCUCCAGAGAAGACAGAUAGAUCAUCAGCACUACUAUGGUCUAUGGACUAUGGCUCUGCUGGCAUCAUCCAAGAGAGUGGUGAUAUCAGUGCCGGUGCUUGUUCUCUCCGCCGCGGCAGCCGCCGUCUUCUUCUUCUUGCUCCUCUCCUCCCUUUCUUCACCUUCAUCUACCUCGAAUUGCUCUUGCCCUUCCGCGCCUGACCGCACUGCCGCCUCUAGCGCUGUCAGACCGGGGGAGCGGAUCUCGGCGUCGGCGGAGGAUGUUGAGUGGGCGAGGGAGCAGAUCGAGGCCAAUGGGCUCCAUAUGAAAGAAAAUGUGCUCCGAAAAGGGAUUAACCCUCGUACACGCCAACAACAGCUCCAGGAUCUGCUUCAGUUCAAGGGAAUAUCACACUAUGAAGGAGAGGAAGCGAAUAAUCACACUACUCUCCCUUGUCCUGGUGAGCUCCUUGUAGAAGAGCACCACAGCAAUUACGGGGAGCCUUGGGCAGGAGGGCGAGAUGUGUUUGAAUUCCUUGCAGAAUCGGUUCAUCUAGCUCCAAACUCCAAGGUUCUGGAGAUUGGAUGUGGGACUCUUCGUGUUGGUUUGCAUUUCAUUCGGUACUUGAACCCUGAAAAAUACCACUGCCUUGAAAGAGAUGAGCUAUCCUUAAUGGCUGCCUUGCGGUAUGAGCUUCCAUCCCAAGGUUUAUUACCUAAACGUCCUCUUAUCAUAAGAGGUGAAGACAUGGAGUUCAGUAAAUUUGGAUCUGGAACUAUCUAUGAUUUGAUAUAUGCAAGUGCUGUUUUCCUUCAUAUGCCCGAUAAGCUUGUAUGGGCUGGGUUAGAGAGACUUGCUGAUAAAUUAAAACCUUUAGAUGGUCGUAUUUUUGUGUCACACAAUAUAAAGUUUUGUUCAAGAUUAGGAGGAGACGAAUGCACAAAAAGGCUAAGUAAUCUUGGCCUUGAGUAUCUUGGGAAGCACACUCAUGAUAGUUUUCUCUUCAACCACUAUGAGAUUUGGUUUGAAUUUAGGCGUUUCAAGGCUUAAGAGGUGGAGAUUGAUAAUUUGUAUUUCCGAGGAAGCAAUUGGAACUGUGUUCUCAUUGUUCUUCUGAUUCAUUCUUUCAUUUAUGAGGAAGUAAUCUUGGCAUUGAGUAUCUCGGGAAGCACAUUAUGAUAGUUUGCUCUUCAACCACUACGAGAUUUGGUUUGAAUUUAGGUGCUUCAAGGCUUAAAAAUACAUACAUUCAGAUGGAGAUUGAUAGUUCAUAUUUCUGAGGAUGCAAUUGAUCAGCACUCAGAACCAUCUGCUCAUCUUGUUCUUAUUGUUCCCUUGAUCCAUUCUUUACCGGAAACAUGACACCUAUGCACUGUUUCGCGAUGUGCAAGAGAAAUGACAGAUUUUUGAUAGAGGAGCUUAGUGGUCAUUAAGUUGUAGUUGAAGUGUAGGAGUCUGCUCUGAACUUACCAUGGAGAAUGUUAUUCACCAUGUCAUCACUGUAUUGUAGUUAUAUAUGCUAGGCAGUUAGACAGUUAUGUCAUAAUCACAUUUUAGCAUGCCCAUAUGUGUAACUUUCUGAUGUAUAUUUGAAUUUCUACUUAACAAAGGCUUCUGUUAUACACAUUGUUUCAAUGACGCA